Protobothrops mucrosquamatus (brown spotted pit viper) is the source of this 465-nucleotide messenger RNA. Its product is annotated as inositol 1,4,5-trisphosphate receptor type 2-like. Gene Ontology annotation, cellular component: membrane; endoplasmic reticulum. Gene Ontology annotation, molecular function: inositol 1,4,5 trisphosphate binding; inositol 1,4,5-trisphosphate-gated calcium channel activity. NCBI's taxonomy places the organism in Eukaryota, Metazoa, Chordata, Lepidosauria, Squamata, Viperidae. The record is from RefSeq and is a predicted model, not a curated record. The annotation marks the transcript as partial. Gene Ontology annotation, biological process: calcium ion transmembrane transport. The transcript is spliced from 3 exons.
AUUGGAACCUGCCAGACAAAAGAAGACAAAGAAGCCUUUGCCAUCGUGUCUGUUCCUCUGUCGGAGGUCAGAGACUUGGACUUUGCAAAUGAUGCCAACAAGGUUUUAGCAUCGAUGGUCAAAAAUUUGGAGAACGGCUCGGUAACUCAAAAUGAAAGGAGGUUUGUCACGAAGCUCUUGGAAGAUCUCAUUUUCUUUGUGGCGGAUGUGCAGAACAACGGCCAAGAGGUUUUGGACGUGGUGGUGAUUAAACCCAAUCGAGAGAGGCAGAAAUUAAUGAGGGAACAAAAUAUAUUGGAACAGAUUUUUGGAAUACUGAAAACCCCGUUUAAAGAGAAAGCUGGCGAGGGAGCCAUGUUGAGAUUGGAAGACUUGGGAGACCAGAGAUACGCCCCAUACAAAUACAUGCUUAGACUUUGCUACAGAAUCCUUCGUCAUUCUCAACAGGACUACAGAAAAAACCAG